GCGUCAAAUGAGUUCCCCCGGAAGUACAUCCUUGCACGUGUAGCUUGUUUUUGACAACCUUGAAAGGACUACAAAACAACAAACUGGCUGCUUUUGUCUCAUAAUAAACGGUAGCAGAGAUGCCAGUAACAAGACUCUUAUACCCUCUCUACCAGCUGGGAAACCCUCAGCUGAGGAUCUUCAGACCAAACUGGUUCCUGACUCUGGUGAGGCCAGGGAAAGAGCAGCCUCCUGACACAGUACAGUUUCGCAUCCCAAUGGAAAUGACCAAGUGUGACGUGAAGAACUACCUGGAGAAGAUUUAUAAUGUCCCAGUCGGAACAGUUCGCACCAGGAUACAGUUUGGCUCCAACAAGAAGAGGAAUUACCUUAACCAGAGGGUGAAGAAGCCUGACAGUAAAAUAGCCUACGUACAGCUGGCCCAGGACCAGACAUUCACCUUCCCUGACAUCUUCCCAGAUAAAGAGCAAAAACCGGACGAGGGCUCCAUGGAAGAGAUGCAGGAGAAGUUCAUGGAGGACGAGAAGCAAAAGCAGAAACUGGACCCCAGGAGAGGAGGGGUUACCGAGUGGUUCGGACUCUGAGACAACCCACUGACCAAGAACUCUACACUUGUAUGUAAGCAGCGGGUGUUUCAUUGGGAGAAACGUGUAUUGAUUUACAACGCGACUGUUGUGAUGUCAGUUCUAUUUCUGUGAGAAACACUCACACAUCUUGAAGUAAAGAAGAAUGAGCAUGUGUGUGGGAGACUGGAGACAUGUGUUUGGUGAGUGUGUGUUGAGUUUGCGAGGAUUCAAUCCAAAAACCCGAGCCAGAACAGAAUCACAGGAGGAGGAGAGUGGAUCGGUUCCAUUUUUUAUGAAACCAGCCCAGCGUACAGAAUCUCCAUCACCUCAGAUGACCUCCUCUCCAUCCUCCUCCCACUCUUCCUCUUCCACCUCCUCCUACUUUUACUCCUCUUCUUUGUCUCUCCUUGGUCCUCAGGAGUUUCCUGUCCUUUUACCAUCCCUUUUCCUCUUCCUCUCCCUCUCCUUCACUUCUCUUCCUCUGCCAUGCUGAAGAGUGGUAUACUGUGGUAUCUCUAGUUGCCCUGACUCUGCCAGCUGGAUCCGUCUACCUGGAUAACCCAUAUCCUUUCCUCUUUUAUGAGUUUGCCUUGGAUUAAUUGACCACUUUAGGUAAACAACAAUUGAGAUGUUGUGUCAGCAAAGCAGCGAUAUGGAAUUUGCUGGAGUGUUUUAUUAUUUCGUGGUAACACUUCUUGCCAUAACUCUGAGAGAUGUGUGUGUGCGUGUUUGCCUUUCAUGCAGUACUUGCCAGUGGAUCGGUCUUAAUUGUAAAUUCUGUUGGAGUAAAACUGAAUAAACUCUCACUUGUCCAAAAACG
Messenger RNA from Notolabrus celidotus (New Zealand spotty), 1386 nucleotides. RefSeq names its product mitochondrial ribosomal protein L23 (gene mrpl23). Gene Ontology annotation, cellular component: mitochondrial large ribosomal subunit; ribosome. The transcript has 5 exons. Gene Ontology annotation, biological process: mitochondrial translation. The coding region runs from base 120 to 584 and encodes 154 amino acids. The record is from RefSeq and is a predicted model, not a curated record. NCBI's taxonomy places the organism in Eukaryota, Metazoa, Chordata, Actinopteri, Labriformes, Labridae. Gene Ontology annotation, molecular function: structural constituent of ribosome.